AUGUCCAGCCCUCCGGGAGCACAGACCUGGCUCUCUGGGAACACAGGCCCAGUUCUCCGGGAGCACAAAUCCGGCUCUCUGGGAACACAGGCCCAGUUCUCCAGGAACACAGAUCCGGCCCUCGGGAAGCACACGUCCAGCCCUCCGGGAGCACAGAUCCAGCCCUCGGGGAGCACAGGCCCAGCCCUCGCGGAGCACAGGCCCAGCCCUCCGGGAGCACAGAUCCGGCUCUCGGGGAGCAUCCACCCGGCUCUCGGGGAGCACAGAUCCGGCUCUCGGGGAGCAUCCACCCGGCUCUCGGGGAGCACAGAUCCGGCUCUCUGGGAACACAGGCCCAGCUCUCCAGGGGCACAGAUCUGGCCCUCGGGGAGAACACGUCCAGCCCUCCGGCAGCACAGAUCCGGCACUCCCGCAGCACAGAUCCGGCUCUCUGGGAACACGGGCCCGGUUCUCCAGGAGCACAGAUCCGGCCCUCGGGGAGCACCUGCCCGGCUCUCAGGGAGCACAGAUCGGGCCCUUGGGGAGCACACAUCUGACCAUCAGGGAGCACAGACCCAGCUCUCCCGGAACACAGACCCGGCUUGCCGGGAUCACAAAUCCGGCUCUCGGGAAGCAUCCACCCAGCUCUCAGGGAUCACAGAGCUGGCCCUCGGGAGCACACGUCCAGCCCUCCGGGAGCACAGAUCCGGCCCUCGGGGAGCACGGAGCCGGCUCUCUGGGAACACAGGCCCGACUCUCCGGGAGCACAGAUCCGGCCCUCAGGGAGCACCCGCCCGGCUCUCAGGGAGCACAAAUCCGGCUCUCGGGAAGCAUCCGCCCGGCUCUCAGGGAUCACAGAUCCGGCCCUCGGGGAGCACAGACCCAGCCCUCCAGAAGCACAGCUCCUGCCCUCGGGGAGCACGGGGGACCCGAGCCUGGGGAAGCGCGGGCCCGGCCCUCGGGGAGCACGGACCAUCAGUCCGCGUCAGCAAGGAGGUUCGGCGUCUGCGCUGGGAAGCUUAGACAAGUGCCUUAUUCCUCUGCGCGAUCAAUCGCCGCUGUUUCUGGAGCGUCUACUGUGCGCAGAGCACUGGGCUGAGCGCUUGGGAGAGGGCAAUGGAGUUAGUAGACGCCAUCCCUGCCCUCAGAGAGCUGAGAGUCGUCUACUGUGUGCAGAGCGCUGGGCUGAACGCCGGGGAGAGGGCAAGAGGGUGAGCGGUCCGCAUCCCCGCCCUCAAAGAGCUGACCAUCAGGCCGCAUACAUGGAGCUCACUGCGGCCAGGGGAUGUGUCUGGUUGUUGUCGGAUUGUCCCCUCUCCGGCGCUUAGUCCAGUGCGAGCCCACUGUUGCCAACUUGGACUUCCCAAGCG
Molecule: messenger RNA, 1349 nt
Organism: Tachyglossus aculeatus (Australian echidna)
Lineage: Eukaryota; Metazoa; Chordata; Mammalia; Monotremata; Tachyglossidae
Product: collagen alpha-1(I) chain-like
Exons: 3
Coding region: 1-1002 (333 amino acids)
Source: RefSeq, a predicted model, not a curated record